Messenger RNA from Balaenoptera musculus (blue whale), 1809 nucleotides. RefSeq names its product netrin 3 (gene NTN3). Gene Ontology annotation, molecular function: protein binding. Lineage: Eukaryota; Metazoa; Chordata; Mammalia; Artiodactyla; Balaenopteridae. The record is from RefSeq and is a predicted model, not a curated record. The coding region runs from base 1 to 1743 and encodes 580 amino acids. The transcript has 6 exons.
AUGCCCGGCUGGCCCUGGGGGCUGCUGCUGGCCGCGGGCACGCUCUCGGCCGCGCUGAGCCCGGGGCCGCCGGCGCCCGCCGACCCCUGCCAUGACGAGGGGGGCGCGCCCCGCGGUUGCGUGCCCGGCCUGGUGAACGCGGCCUUGGGCCGCGAGGUGCUGGCGUCCAGCACGUGCGGGCGGCCGGCCACGCGGGCCUGCGACGCUUCGGACCCGCGGCGGGCACACCCCGCCGCCCUCCUGACCUCCGCAGGGGGCACCACAAGCCCGGUGUGUUGGCGUUCGGACUCGCUGACGCAAGUGCCCCUCAACGUGACCCUCACAGUGCCCCUCGGCAAGGCUUUUGAGCUGGUGUUCGUGAGCCUGCGCUUCUGUUCUGCACCCCCCACUUCGGUGGCCCUGCUCAAGUCGCAGGACCAUGGCCGAAGCUGGACCCCACUGGGCUUCUUCUCCUCCCGCUGUGGCCUGGACUAUGGCCGCGUGCCUGCCCCUGCCGAUGGCCCAGCUGGCCUGGGGCCCGAAGCCCUGUGCUUCCCUGAGCCCCAGGCCCAGCCUGAUGGGGGUGGCCUUCUGGCCUUCAGCGUGCAGGACGGCAGCCCGCCAGGCCUGGAUCUGGACAGCAGCCCGGUGCUCCAAGACUGGGUGACCGCCACAGACAUUCAAGUAGUGCUCACAAGGCCUACCAUGCUGGGGGACACGAGGGAUGCCAUGGCCAUGGUCCCUUACUCUUACUCAGCCACUGAGCUCCAGGUAGGCGGGCGCUGCAAGUGCAAUGGGCAUGCCGCCAGGUGCCUGCUGGACAGCCAGGGCCAUAUGAUCUGCGACUGCCGUCAUGGCACCGAGGGCCCCGACUGCGGCCGCUGCAAGCCCUUCUACUGCGACAGACCAUGGCAGCGGGCCACGGCCCGGGAAGCCCACGCCUGCCUUGCUUGCUCCUGCAAUGGCCAUGCCCGCCGCUGCCGCUUCAACAUGGAGCUGUACCGACUGUCUGGCCGCCGCAGUGGAGGUGUCUGCCUCAACUGCCGGCAUAAUACCGCCGGCCGGCACUGCCACUACUGCCAGGAGGGCUUCUAUCGAGAUCCAGGCCGUGCCCUGAGUGACCGCCGCGCUUGUAGGGCCUGUGACUGUCACCCUGUUGGUGCUGCUGGCAAAACCUGCAACCAGACCACAGGCCAGUGUCCCUGCAAGGAUGGCGUAACUGGCCUCACCUGCAACCGCUGUGCCCCUGGCUUCCAGCAGAGCCGCUCUCCAGUGGCACCCUGCGUUAAGACCCCUGUCCCUGGACCCACUGAGGAGAGCAGCCCUGUGGAGCCCCAGGACUGCGACUUGCACUGCAAACCUGCCCGUGGCAGCUACCGCAUCAGCUUGAAGAAGUUCUGCAGGAAGGACUACGCGGUGCAGGUGGCUGUGCGCGCGCGCGGCGAGGCGCGCGGCUCCUGGACCCGCUUCCCGGUGGCCGUGCUCGCCGUGUUCCGGAGCGGCGAGGAGCGCGCGCGGCGCGGGAGCAGCGUGCUGUGGGUGCCGGCGCGGGACGCCGCCUGCGGCUGCCCGCGCCUGCUACCCGACCGCCGCUACCUGCUGCUGGGGGGCGGGCCGGGGGCCGCGGCCGGGGGUCCCGAGGGCCGGGGGCCCGGGCUCAGCGCCGCCCGCGGGAGCCUCGUGUUGCCCUGGCGGGAUGCGUGGACUAGGCGCCUUCGGAGGCUUCAGAGGCGCGAGCGGCGGGGGCGCUGCGGGGCGGCCUGAGCCCGCGGGCCGGGCGGGGGCCGGGCGGGGCGCUUCUCACACAUCAAGGCACACGUUCAUCCAGUG